GCCGCAACCGUUUCCUCAAGGUGAGUGCUUUCGAGGCUGCCCGUAGAAUUAUUCGAGGCGUGGGCACUACUUUUUGAGGCCAGUGAUAUGACCGUGUGGGCUCGCAUUGUCUAUAUAACAGAGACGGGCUCGCCGGGACUCUCAAGUACCACAUGACACCGUCGGGCCGUUCUAUCAAUAUGAACAGAAGAGAGCAAUACUACUGAUUUAUACGGUGCUAUCUUGAACGCCUUUCUCUUAAAAUCGGAAAUCAGGCUCUAACUCACCAAAGACAAUGGUAGGUUAUGGCAACAGACCACGAACACGACCUUGUCGGAGGUCCCUUUGCGGUAAUAGAGUCGGAUCCGGGAGUCUUUACUACGCUGAUCCGCAAGUUAGGUGUCCAGGGACUGGCCGUAACCGAGCUCUACAGCGUCGAGCCAUUCGCCACAGACCAUCUCAACCCGUACGGCCUGAUCUUCUGCUACCUCUGUGAAGAGGACACGAGUGCGAAGCCCGAGUUUACCGCAGAGGACGACCUCGACGACCCGGACGCACGUUCGAUAUGGUUCGCGAACCAGCUCAGCGAUGACGCGUGUUCCUCUCAGGCCAUCCUGAACGUGCUGCUCAACUGCCAAGGAGUCGACCUCGGGCCCGUGCUCAAGGAGUUCGCAUCCGAUACUGAGAAGAUGUCGCCAGUCAUGAGAGGGCUCGCCAUCUCCAACUCGUCUCACAUUCGCGAAGCACAGAAUUCGCUUGCACGCCCCUCCGACCUCCGGGGUGCGUGGCACUCGCUCGCCACCACCGCCCUCGAGUCCGCGAAAACCAAAGCCAAAGCAACAGCCUCACCCCCAGCCAAAAAGCGCAAAACCUCCACUGCCUCCUCUCGCCCGCGCCGCAGCAAGUCCGCCCGCACCCCCGCCCAAGAAAAAGUCGAGUCGUACCACUACAUCGGCUACGUCCCCGCACACGGGCGCGUCUGGGAGCUCGACGGGCUCCGCGCCGCCGGGCCCCUCGACGUCGGCCCCAUCCACUCCCACUCGGACAUCCCUUCAGAACAAGAAGAGUCGGCGUCGGACUCUGCGGGCGCGAGACGCGCGGGGUGGAUGGACGUGGUGCGGCCCGCGCUGCAGCGGCGCAUGCAUGCAGUGAUGGGAGACGCGAGCGAGGGCCACAUCCAGUACAACCUCCUCGCGAUCGUGGACGACGCGUACCUGCGCGCGAGCGACGCGCUCGAGCUGCUCAAGCGGGAGCGCGUGGCGCUCGAGAGGAGACUGGCGGAGCGGUUCCCGAGUGGUUGGGAGGACAAGGUGCUCCUUGCUGCUGUCCUGCGGGUCGCGUUCCUCUGCUCUCUCUCAUCCAUGUUCAUGAUGCCUCUCUGUCAGGUUGACGGUACGCUGCUCGCGUGCGCGUCCGAGACGUUCGCCACCACCCUCCGGCCGCGGGCAUCCGAGCCGGGGAGGGUGUUCGCCGCGGACUUUGGCGCGCGGAAGAUGGCGCGGGAGAUGGCGAUCUUGGACAUGCCCGAGCGCGCCCUAGUGCCCGCAUGGGAGACGUGUGUGCGCAGCGCGCUCGAGGCCAAGGUUGCCGUCGAGGAGGAGAUCGCGAAGGCGCAGAGCGCGCAGGCGGACCACGUCAAGCGGACGUUCGACUACGAGCCGUUCAUCAGGGAGUUCAUCACGGCGCUGCAAAACGAAGGCUUGCUUGAUGAAGUGUUAGAUGGCCGCAGCGCGCAAGCUGGGAACGCGGAGGCGGAGGCGACGGGGGUAGCGGGCGCAUCGGCAUCAUCGUCGUCGAUGUCGAAGGCGAAGGCGAAGGCGAGACGGAAGCGCGGGUAGACGUCUGCAUCGUGUCUAUGCUAGGGCUCAAACGUUCAUGCAUGGAUGGUUGCUCCGCUCUUCGUCUGUGUACCCUAGUUCCGAGGACCCAACUUAAAGCUGGUGCCGCC
This is a messenger RNA of Dichomitus squalens LYAD-421 SS1, 1927 nucleotides long. Its product is annotated as cysteine proteinase. The transcript has 5 exons. Gene Ontology annotation, cellular component: cytoplasm. Bases 285 to 1817 code for a protein of 510 amino acids. NCBI's taxonomy places the organism in Eukaryota, Fungi, Basidiomycota, Agaricomycetes, Polyporales, Polyporaceae. Gene Ontology annotation, molecular function: cysteine-type deubiquitinase activity. Gene Ontology annotation, biological process: ubiquitin-dependent protein catabolic process; protein deubiquitination. The record is from RefSeq and is a predicted model, not a curated record.